This is a messenger RNA of Caenorhabditis elegans, 483 nucleotides long. RefSeq lists its product as uncharacterized. Bases 20 to 430 code for a protein of 136 amino acids. The record is from RefSeq and is marked reviewed. The transcript has 3 exons. Lineage: Eukaryota; Metazoa; Nematoda; Chromadorea; Rhabditida; Rhabditidae.
GAAACUUUCCACUUCUAAAAUGCCAGAAAACCCGGAAAAUUUCGGGAAAUUCAAAAUCCGGUGCAUAAUUUUUCUGACCCUACAAGUCCUGAUUAGCCUGUUCUUUCUACUUGGCCUUGCGCCAGUUUCUUUGGAUUUUGAUAUUGAGUUUGUACAUAAUGCAGUGAGACCAAUUCUACUUGUCCUAGUUACGAUCAACUUUCUCUGGUUCAUCUCGUCGAUUUCCGCCCUGAUAUGUGUGCUUCAGGACCAAAAACGAUAUCUGCGAUUUCAUAUCUAUUUCAAUUCUGUGAUCACCUUCAUAUACUUCUGCAAACUGAUCAUCCUUCUGGUAUCCAUCAACAUGGUCACAUCGAUUCUCUGCAUUGUGUGCAAUUUCGUCAAUUUUUGUUCGGUUUUCUACGAGAUCAAGCUUGUUUCUGCUUAUUGAUUUUGUUUGCUUUGGAAACUAUUUUAAAAUAAAUUUUAUUUGAAAUAAUGGUA